This is a messenger RNA of Triticum aestivum (bread wheat), 2149 nucleotides long. Its product is annotated as L-type lectin-domain containing receptor kinase SIT1. Gene Ontology annotation, biological process: protein phosphorylation. The record is from RefSeq and is a predicted model, not a curated record. The coding region runs from base 63 to 2066 and encodes 667 amino acids. NCBI's taxonomy places the organism in Eukaryota, Viridiplantae, Streptophyta, Magnoliopsida, Poales, Poaceae. Gene Ontology annotation, molecular function: carbohydrate binding; ATP binding; protein kinase activity. The transcript has a single exon.
UCAGCCCUCAGGGUCAAAUAUCAGUACACUCCCGGCACAUUAGGCGCGGAAGCCAACCAACCAUGAGCGUCCUUCAUCUGCUCCUUUUCUUGCUUCUUCAUGUCCUUCCCCUCGCAUCUCCGGCCGUCGACGCCGACCAGUUCACGUUCGAUGGCUUCGCCGGCGCGAACCUCUCGCUCGACGGCACGGCCACGGUCACCCCAGACGGCCUCCUCAUGCUCACCAACGGCACGACUCAGCUAAAAGGACACGCCUUCUACCCUGUCCCCGUGCGGUUCCACGAGGCCGCCAACGGCAACGCCUCCUCGCGCUCCUUCUCGACAGCCUUCGUGUUCGGCAUCGUCAGCGAGUACGACGACUUCAGCAGCCCCGGCCUGGCCUUCGUCGUCUCCAAGAGCAAAAACUUCUCCACGGCGCUUCAGAGCCAGUACAUGGGCCUGGCCAACGCGGCCAACAACGGCAACUCCAGCAACCACUUCCUGGCCGUCGAGCUCGACACCAUCGUCAACGCCGAGUUCGGGGACAUGAGCAACAACCACGUCGGGGUCGACGUCGACGGCCUCUCAUCCAUCGUCGCCGACAACGCGGGGUACUACGAGGACGGCACAGGCGCGUUCAUCAACAUGAGCCUGUUGAACCGCACGGCUGCGCAGGUGUGGGUGGACUUCGACGCCCGCACCUCUCUCGUCAGCGUCACCAUGGCACCCCUUGAGCUGCCCAAGCCCAAGAAGCCUCUGCUCUCCGCCACCGUGAACCUCUCGUCGGUGAUCCAGGACAAAGCCUACGUUGGCUUCUCGUCAUCCACCGGCGUCGUGUCGAGCCGCCACUACGUGCUUGCCUGGAGCUUCAAGAUGGAUGGUGGACAAGCCCCGCCGCUAAACAUACAGAAGCUGCCGGCCCUGCCGUUCACGACCCCCAAGCGCCGGUCGAAGACGCUGUAUAUCUUGUUGCCGAUAGCAUCGGCAGCGUUGGUGUUAGCACUGGCCAUCGCCGUCGUCCUAAUUGAUCGGAGGCGGCGCAGGUAUGCGGAGGUAAAAGAGGACUGGGAGACGGAGUUCGGUCCGCACCGUUUCUCGUACAAGGAUUUGUUCCACGCCACCAAGGGGUUCUCCGACGAGCGGCUGCUUGGCAUCGGCGGGUUCGGGAGGGUGUACAAGGGCGUGCUUCCGACGUCCGGGGCGGAGGUUGCAGUGAAGAAGGUGUCGCACGAAUCGAGGCAAGGAAUGAAGGAGUUCAUCUCCGAGGUGGUCAGUAUCGGCCAGAUUCGGCACCGGAACCUCGUCCGGUUGCUCGGAUACUGCCGGCGGAAGCGCGAGCUCCUGCUAGUCUACGACUACAUGCCAAAUGGCAGUCUCGACAAGCUUCUGCACGACCACAACACGAUGGUCUUGAGCUGGAGCCAGAGGUUGGGGAUCAUCAACGACGUCGCCUCCAGCAUACUGUACCUCCACGAGGACUGGGAGAAGGUGGUUCUGCAUCGCGACGUCAAGGCGAGCAACGUGCUCCUGGAUGCCGACAUGAACGGGCGGCUAGGCGACUUCGGCCUCGCGAGGCUCUACGAUCACGGCACCGACCCGCACACCACGCACGUGGUGGGCACCAUGGGCUACCUAGCCCCGGAGCUCGGGCACACCGGCAGGGCCUCCAAGGCGUCCGACAUCUUCGCCUUCGGCGUGUUCAUGCUGGAGGUCGCGUGCGGGCGGCGGCCCGUCUCCCAGGACGAGCACGGCGACCACCUCCUGCUGGCGGACAGGGUGAUCGAGCACUGGCGCGAAGGAGCGAUCACCGACGCCGUGGACCCGCGACUCCGGGGCGACUUCCCUGCCGAAGAAGCGAGCUUCGUUCUGAAGCUGUGCUUGCUGUGCUCGCACCCUCUGCCCAGCGCGCGCCCGGGCAUUCGGCAGAUCAUGCAGUUCCUGAGCGGUGACACGCGGCUCCCGGAGGUGUCGGUAGAGCACGUAAGUGUCGACGUGCUAGCGCUCAGGCAAAACCAGGUGGUUCACUCGCACUCUUCUUUGCCGUCCACGGAAGCCGGUAAUAUUUCUGAUGUUCCUGCAGCGAGGUAGUAAUAAACACAAGAUAAGCGAGCGACUAGAUGUCAAUCGACUGAAUAUAGUAAUAUUUUAGUCAGUCAGUUUUGCAUGUUUAC